AUGGAUCAACUCGCAGUGAAAACGGAAAAAGUGAAGGUUCUAACUGUCAAGCUGGAGCAUGAUGAGAAGCAGAUCAACAAACUCUUAUCUGAAAAGGCUGUAAUAAAGAAUUGCAUUGCAUAUGUGAACGCCUUACUCUCUGACAUUAUCGAGACUCAUGACUCUCUGAUCACGAUCACAGUUAAGAAACAUCUAGCUGAAAAGCUUAGGCAGCCAUCAAAGAAAGACACCCCGAAACCAGCAGAUAGAACUGUGAACCCAACUGUCAAGCCAAAAUCUGAAAAUGAAACGAAUGUUAAUGUAGCUUCGGGUUCGAAAGGCAAAGGGAAGCUCAAUGAUGAAAGAAUCAUUGAUGAUAGUGAAGAAGAAGAGCCUGAUGAGCAUGAGUUAAAAAGAUGGAAGGCUCGUGAAGCUCAAAUGAAUGAACACAAUCGAAUUGUGAGAGAAUUUGAAGAGAAAGAAAAAGUUAAACGGGAAGCUCAAGUCACAAUGGAAAGCCGAAAGCUUUUAUUUCCAUUGUGGACUUUGGAGCGAAUAAUGAGUGACACUGAAGAUAUUCCAAGCCAAUAUUGGGACAUAAUCUUUAGUCUUGUAGCCAAAAUCUGUGUGGAACGCACACCACUUGGAUUGAUCCUCCCAAGUGUAUCUUCCGAAAGUGGAAAUGAAAGUAGUCUUCCGGCUUUGGAGUCUUCCUCGAGUAGUGAAUCAUUAGCUACGUUUAGAGGGCCUAUAAUCGCGAGUGAAUCCUUUGUGCCCAGAAACUACUACUUCACCUGA
Lactuca saligna is the source of this 777-nucleotide messenger RNA. The record is from the annotation of a GenBank genome assembly. NCBI's taxonomy places the organism in Eukaryota, Viridiplantae, Streptophyta, Magnoliopsida, Asterales, Asteraceae.